GUUCGAACGCCCAGCAGAGGACGCUUGUGGAGACAUUUGACGUCCGUGAGCCAUUUUGCUGAGCGACAGCAACUUCAGCAGCCUUCUUCCUGAUGCAAGUAUGUCAGCAAGUCCCCGAAAGGAGAAAACCCGAGAAAUGUGAAGCCAUAGGACGCCGAGGAGGACGAGCGAGACGCGUCCAUUUCACGUCGCCGUCCAUGUCGUCGGAAAGCAGCUCGCCACCGCCGUCGCCUUCGACUCCCUCGCCGUCACCCAUCCCACCCGACGACCGACCCGGCAUCCCUGCUCACGAUGUCUCCGCCCCCGGCGUCUCCUUCCUGCUCCAGAUUGGACUAACCCGGGAGCCGCUGACCCUGGACGCCAACAACCUCUCACUGUCGGCCAUCGUUGAGCUCAUCUGCGCCAUCCUCGACCACAAGUUCCCAGAAUGCGGCUUGACGCGGAUGCACGACAAGAUCCUGCUCUUCCGCCACGACCUGAACUCGGACAACAUCCUGCAGCGGGUCACCGCCGCCGAGGACAUACGCGAGGGCGACCUGGUGGAGGCGGUUCUGUCGGCUCUCGCUUCAUCGGACGACUUGCAGACGUGCCCUCACGUGCUGUGCGUGCACUCGUACCGUGCGCCGGCCUUCUGCGAUCACUGCGGCCAGAUGCUGUGGGGGCUCGUACGCCAAGGCCUCAGAUGUGAAGGUUGUGGUCUGAACUUCCACAAGCGUUGCGCAAUGACAAUUCCAAACAAGUGCAGCGGCGUCAAGAGGAGACGAGCCUCCAACGUCUUGCUGAGCGGCGCUCCCGCAUCUCUUCAGCGCCGACCGUCUGCCGAGCUCCCCAAACAUUGCAGCACGCCGCAGGAUGAGCAGCGCCCCCUUCUGGGCGCCAGGAAUCGUACGCACGGCGUCCGUCCGGCCUGGUUGGCCAAAACGGCCUCGGGGGGCGUCAAGCUGCCGCACACGUUCGCCGUGCACACGUACGCGCGACCCACCGUGUGUCAGCACUGCCAGCGUCUGCUCAAGGGUCUCUUCCGACAAGGCCUGCAGUGCAAAGAUUGCAAGUUCAACUGUCACAAGAGAUGCGCCGACAAAGUUCCUCGAGACUGCUUGGGGGAGGUCAACGGAGAAGGAACAUCCAGUCCCAUCCUGGACUCGGAGGUGCACAACGGAGACGUCAACGAACAGGAGCGAGGGGCGGCGUCGGAGGACCGCAACGACGACAAUGGGAGCCCUCCGACCGGCAGCAACAUCCCCCUGAUGCGAGUGGUCCAGUCCAUCAAACACGCCAAGCGGAGAAGCUCCACUGUGGUCAAAGAAGGUUGGAUGGUCCACUACACCAGUCAUGACAACAUGAGGAAGCGACAUUUCUGGUGUCUGGACUGCAAAAGUCUUACACUCUUCCAGAACCACAGCGGAGCUAAGUUCUACAAGGAGAUGUCGCUGUCCGAGAUCCUGCGCGUGGAGGCGUCGCAGGAAGCGGCCGGCCCGACGGCGGGCAGCAGCGCCCCGUGCUUCCGCUUGGUCCUGGCGUCCGGCGCCGUCUAUUACGUCGGCGAGGACGACGGCGGCGCGUCUCGGGAAACGGGCCGCAGCUGGGAGAAGGCCAUCCGCCGGGCCAUGAUGCCCCUCACGGCCAAAGGCACCGGAAAGGGGCGGGACCACGAGGAGCUCGCCAUCAGCAUAUCAGUUUGCAACUCGCAGAUCCAAGAGAACGUGGAUAUCAGCUCCGUCUAUCAAAUCUUUUCUGACGACGUUCUCGGCUCAGGACAAUUUGGUGUCGUCUAUGGAGGUCAGCACAGAAAGAGCGGUCGCGACGUGGCCAUCAAGAUCAUCGACAAGAUGAGAUUCCCCACCAAGCAGGAGAGUCAGCUGCGCAACGAGGUGGCCAUCUUGCAGAAGCUGCGGCACCCCGGCGUGGUAAACCUGGACUGCAUGUUCGAGACCCCCGAGCGGGUCUUUGUGGUCAUGGAGAAGCUUCACGGUGACAUGUUGGAGAUGAUCCUGUCCAGUGAGAAGAGCCGUCUGCCUGAGCGUCUGGCCAAGUUCUUGGUGACGCAGAUCUUGGUGGCCCUCAGACAUCUCCAUUUUAAGAACAUCGUCCACUGUGACCUGAAGCCUGAAAACGUCCUCCUAGCCUCGGCGGAACCUUUGCCUCAGGUACAAAGACAACAAAUUGCUCUUCCCGAACGUCGUCGUGCAUCUCUUCUUCCUCUUCCUCAGGUGAAGCUGUGCGACUUUGGCUUCGCCCGCAUCAUCGGCGAAAAGUCCUUCCGGCGCUCGGUGGUGGGAACGCCGGCCUACCUGGCGCCGGAGGUUCUCUGCAACAAAGGCUACAACCGCUCGCUGGACAUGUGGUCGGUGGGCGUCAUCGUCUACGUCAGCCUGAGCGGAACCUUCCCUUUCAACGAGGACGAGGACAUCGACGAGCAGAUCCACAACGCUGCCUUCAUGUACCCGCCCGGUCCCUGGAAGGAGAUCUCAGGGGAUGCGACGGACUUGAUCAACAACCUGCUGCAGGUAAAGCUGAGGAAGCGCUACAGCGUGGACAAGUCCCUCAGUCACCCAUGGCUGCAGGACUACGACACCUGGAAAGACCUUCGGGAUUUGGAGACGCGGCACGGCGACCGCUACAUCACGCACCAGAGCGACGAUGCACGUUGGGAGGAAUUUGCUGGCCACCAGGAGGAGCCCUAGUCCCCAAACGGACGUUUGGAA
Messenger RNA from Syngnathus acus (greater pipefish), 2705 nucleotides. Its product is annotated as serine/threonine-protein kinase D3-like. Gene Ontology annotation, molecular function: ATP binding; protein serine/threonine kinase activity. The record is from RefSeq and is a predicted model, not a curated record. NCBI's taxonomy places the organism in Eukaryota, Metazoa, Chordata, Actinopteri, Syngnathiformes, Syngnathidae. Gene Ontology annotation, biological process: protein phosphorylation. The transcript is spliced from 17 exons. The coding region runs from base 93 to 2684 and encodes 863 amino acids.